UGGUACCCGCGUGUCGAGUUGGUAAGAGAGGGUCUCUGUGUGUGGUGUUGUGAGAGGGCGGCGUCAGUGAGUCAGCUGUGGCCUGGACCACGCUACGCCACCUCAUCUUACACUCCUUUAGACCCGUACGCAGGGGAGGAGUGACGAGCGGACGCGUCAAUGAAGUGAAUAUCUAAUGUCGUAUGAAAGAAGGAUAUGUGACUGAUUUUAAAAAAAGAGGAUUGGUGCUGUAUAAGAUUUUACUUGUUUACACAGUGGAGUGUGUAUAAAUGUUAGUGUAGUGGUGAUGCUGCUAAGGGGAGAGGUGUGCGUCCCGGGCCUCACUCUGCAGCAUCAUCUAGACAUGACAUGGGGAAAACACUCAACUUCCGGGUGGUCCACAGAGGCCCCCUGAGUUUAGCGUCCCCUGGGUCAUGCACUGAUGUACGAGUGACGUCACAGUGCUGUAUUGUGCACAGAGAAGAGUAAUAAAAACAACCGCCAGCACCCAUGACCAGCGCGUGGGACACCCACAAUUGUCGGACUGGACGUGUCGUGCUGGUGCUUUCGGGGGUCCAGGGACCUAAACGGGGACCCCAGGGGCCCGUCCCGCCCCUCCGGGCCCCCAACAGCUCCCAUAGAACUCUCAGGGGUAGCUGGAGAACAUCUGGUGCUGAGACAGCCGCUUCGAGCUGGGUACGGGCAUUUCUCGCGGACGUAUGAAGGACAGCCUUCGCGGGAGACUCCGAGAUAUCCGACGUGGCACGGUCAUGAGUCGCAGCCGCAGUUCAAGUUGGUGUUCCCGCCGCUGUCGGGAAGUUCACGGGGCUCUCCGUCGUCGGGGAUGCGAACGCCGCCCUACGGCAUUGGGCGCACGAGAGAGCCGCCCCCGUUGGCCACCAGCACGCCCCGACAUGACCGAACACCUCGCCCGUCCCCCUCGCCUUCCCUGCAGGAGAGAGGCACGCGCACCCUGCAGUCCCCCGCCCGCGUGCGGACUUCCCCACCGAAAGGAUACGUUUCUUCCUCACGAGGUAGCAAGGCCGCCAGCCCCCUGCGUGGGCGUGUCCCCAUGGCGGUGACGGAUCGCGGGGCCCCUCGUCGGCGUCCGCGCCGCUCUCAGGGACGGAGGGCGCCCCGCUCCAGGAACUCCCAUGACGCUAACACCUCAAGCCAAAGUGUUUGCCAUAGUACAAAGCCCCCUGUGACCUUCCCCCGCCCCCUCCCCCUACCUCGGGACGAUACAGUCUCGGACAUCUCUAUAGUGUCUCCUAUGCCCGCCCUCGACGUCUCCUACACUGCCUACCUCACGCCAGACGUCCUUACGCCCACUGCCAUACCGCCUUCACCGCCCACGUCGCGAGCCCCGUCGGCGAGGGAAAUCUGGGACUUCGACGACGAGGAAGCCUACGUCCAGCACAACCCCUUGUAUUGGCUGGUUCCGGAGGCCCAUGAACAGCCUGAACCGCGAGAGCGCCCCGUGGCCCCUGCCCCCCAUUAUUACUACCCCCACCCCCAUGCUCCUCUACCAGACACGUACAUUGGCCACAGACCCGCCCACAAGCCCGCGCCCAGGUGGUCGUCUCCGUAUGGAAGAGGGCGCGCAUCCCCUGUUCCAUACCUGCACCGUCAGGAAGAGCGUGGGCGGGGUAGGGGUGCAUCUCCAGGUACGCACGCACAUUUGCGUCUCUCGCCCAUCAGCGAGAACUCCCAGCCGACCAAUAUCGUUACCUACGCCGAUGUACACACGCAGGAACGCCCCCACCGCCAGCCACGCGGUCGGAGUUUCAAACCGUCCCCGCCACGAAGGCAUCGACUGGCCGCGCAAAGGAAACGUUCCAACAUCCGUAUAUUCGACUUAAAGGAUGAUGCCCGCUUUGUUUACAUCGUGCACGCCCUUAUACAGGCCUUCAUUUGCAUCGAACAGGUAUAAUAGACAGAGAAAAUUAUAGAUGAAAUGCAUUAGAGUUGAGACCUAGAAAUGCCAUGUUAAAUAACUCGGUUGCAAUAGCUAAAGUCGCUGGCAUUAAAAGUCUUGGAACUAAAAAGAUAUCGGCAGUGCGCGUGCCUCGCAUGGUGUGGCCAGACCAUGGUCUAGAAAGGGAGCUAGGACCACUCAGGACACGCGAGGCAAGGAUGGCACGGCUGGCUCAGCUGGUCCGGCCGAGUGACGUGUAGUGUGGCACCGUCGAGCAGGGACUUGGUGGGGGUUGAGCCACGGGGGAGGAAAGUGCAGCAUGGACGCCCCAGGGAGAUCCCCCGCCCACGCUUCUUGACGACGCAAACGAUUGUCCCGGAGGGCUAGCCUCGUGGGCGGGACGCCUAAGCGC
This is a messenger RNA of Penaeus chinensis, 2309 nucleotides long. Its product is annotated as extensin-like. The transcript is spliced from 3 exons. Bases 824 to 1912 code for a protein of 362 amino acids. Lineage: Eukaryota; Metazoa; Arthropoda; Malacostraca; Decapoda; Penaeidae. The record is from RefSeq and is a predicted model, not a curated record.